CUUGCCAAUUGAGAGGUGUUGCAAACAACGUUGGAAGCAUCGUGUGGGACCCGCAUUACAAGCAGUUGAAUCAUUUCCUAAGAUGAACGAUUCUUUUUUAAAGUCUUCGUGGCAUAACCGCAUCACUACUCAAAUUCUCACAUGUCAAAUUCGACAUCUUAACCGACGCCUUCAAAGAUCUGUCAUUUUUUGGUUUUUGAGUGGAUUGUUCUUUAUUUUUCAAAAUAUGUCCACGCCAGCCUCUGUUACGUUAUCGGGACCUGCUUUCUCGUUUUUACUUUUUGAAACCAGUAAAAGCAAGUUCCAACAGGAGGGGUUUCUUUUAGGGGAAGUGGUGCACCGAGAAACUAGAACCAUCACAGACAAUGAUCAGCAGCAAAUAAACAUAACAAACAACAUCAAACUACAUUCAGUGGUACCAUGCCCACAUCCGCACUACUUUUAUAACAAAACAGGGAAGAUCAACAAAAAUCAAAUUCGAGAAUUCCUUGGAGAUCAGUUUGAUAAAGUUAUAGGAUGGUACAAGUUUCAGCGUCUAUCUAACUAUAGGUUAACUUUAAGGGACAAAGUGAUUCACCAGCAGUUGCUUAACUUUUUUGGAGCACAACCAGAACUGUUCUUAUGUUGUAUGCUUAUUAAUGAGGUUUCUGACAACAAGUCCACACACUCCUUCUCUCAAAUAUUCCUUAGAUACAACAGGUCAACAUAUGAACAGACUCCUAUACGAAUACCAAAUCUGAGUGAGCCCAAAACAUCAUAUAAAGAUCCAGAACCUACAUCAGAAAUAUUCAAUAAAAUCUUACAAGGAUUAAAAAUUGACAGAAAAACAACGCAAGGUCUGGUUGUUAUCAAUAAAAUACAGAAUGCUGUACACAAGCAUAUUGACAAUAUCGUGGGAGAAUUAGCUGAAGCGGAACAAGAGCUGUUUGAGCUGGAAGAAGAAGUGAAUAGAUUGAAGGUGUUAAACUCUCAGGCUGAGGUUGAGGAAUGUAUAAGUCCUGAAAAUGAAGUAGAUGAAACAGGACCGUCAACGAGUAACUGCGUGAAUGCUAAAAUGGCAAAAGUAAAUUCAUUUAGAGGUAGAGGGCGAGGUAAAUCCAGAGGUCGGGGACGCAGAAGUUCCAAAACAGACUGAAUUGGCAGAAGAUUGUUGCUAUCUUUCUGACAAAAAUCAAGAUGAUUCCCAAUCAACGACCCAGAAGUGUUUGCCUUUUCAGAUAUUUGCACUAUUGUGAAAAGUGCUGGCUUGGGUGAGACUAAACAUUGGUUGCAUUCAUCAAAACCUAGCUGCUCAGAGCUCUAAAGUAACUUAACUGCUUUUACAGGAUAAAUGAAGCAUUUUAGUGGCGCUAUGCUCUCAUGAAUGCGGCCACUGAUGAUGUUCUGUACAAAAUGUAUUUACACCUUACAACUGACUGUUGUUUAAUGUAAGCUAUAUAGAAAAUAUCUCUGUGAUAAUACCAACUAGUGCAUAUUUUGACAUGAAUGAAAAUAAGAGUAUUAGGAUUGAAGUAAAGCAGGAAUAUGUCAAUAUAAAGUGGACAUGAAUAUUUGUAUUGAGCUUCACGCAAGGAAUUAACAUCCAAGAAAAAAUAUUUGUCUGUCUGAGACUACUGGAUCCUUUUAUAGUAAAAUUUUUCAGAAUCUAAUGAAACUUGAAUUUUUGGUAUUUUAUUUUUCAAAGCUUUAUUAAUUUUUGGAAUUAAUACACAAUAACUGCGACUUUAUAUUUUAUGAAUUUCAUUUUAAUGCAUUUCAUGCUGUUUUGACAGAUAUGAGUUAUAAGACUGAACUAAUUUGUCAAAAUAGAAUCAAACGUCAGUAACGCACAUCGUUAUGUCAUGCACUACUUAACAUUUCCAAAAAUGUUUACCGUUUUAUACAGAGCCGCUUUUCAGUGCCUCAUUUGUGUUACCCGGAGUAACUCGGUGCUGCUCACCACCUGUCAAUACUGCUCCACUGUUCUAGAGUGUCUUGCACCUGAGCUACUCAUUUUUGAUAUCCCCUCAUGCACUAGCUUUUUUUCGGUAUUAUACGCUCCCAAAUAGUGGGUAUAAGAUUGUUAGGUUAUGUUUUUUCAUCGUUUUUAUUUUUUGUUUGCAUUAAACUCACAUUAAACCGAUAGCCGACAAUGGAGGAUGAUAAAAAACUGAUAACCCAGACCCAGAGUCACAACGUACAUUUGAGAUGUUCCUGAAUAAUAAAGAUCACAAGAGAGUGUAAGAAGGCAAAUUCAGUGGCUUGUAGUUGGCUUCAUCUAUAACUAGCCACUGAAAAUUCGACACAUUUAUCCAGAAGCAUUACGAUAAAAAUGCAGACCUCUGAUAUGUUGCGCCAUCAUUCGAAAAGCAUCAUCAGGCAUAAAUUGGAUAGUCUGACAAUGCUUCUGAAACUAAAUGCAAAAUGUGUUUACAUUUUUAUUGUUAGUUUGGCAGUGUGAUACAAAUUGUCAACGCAAAGCAAAACGUCAAAAAACAGGUUAGGUUUUUAUCGUCGCGUACCGAAGCGUUACACUCCGGGUGCCUACAACUCUCAAUUCAAAAGCAGUGGAAAGCGGCUCAGGAUUACUGGUAAUUCGCCGUAUCCCUUCCAAUACGUGGUAGUGUCCCUAAUCUGCAACAAAUUUUACUCUAUACCUGAUCGAAAAUGGUUUCACGGUUUUUGCAAUUUUAACAUUUGACAAAUUUAGCAUUUGAGGGCGAACCCAACUCAUUAAACCUGCGAACACAUUUUUGGGGUUGUUGGAAAACUACUAAGAUUACUUUUUGAAACAUUCAAGCAAAUAUUGCGCGAUCUGUUUUUUUAAGUAAUAAUUUAAUACUUGAAAGCAAUACUUGAGAUAAUAUAUGUCAAAUGUUUGCUAGACUGCAAAUUUUGUAUAUCUGUUUUUUGGGUGUACAUAUCUCUCAAAAUUCAAACAGGCUACUCAUUUUUUCAAUAAAGUCAAUAGACCACAGUACAGUACUUGUAGCGUUCAUCAGAUAAUCCUUUCCCCUCUAUUAUAGACAGAAGAAUAUUUAUAGUUUUUGUUAAUUGGUCCUGUUAGGAUAGAGUAACCGUCAAAAAAAAACUACUUUAAUCAUUGGUCAUUCUAUAACUUGGAUGGAUUUUGAGGAAAUUUAGAAAGGCAUAUCUAAUGGUACCAGUAUCAUGAUCAAAAAAUGUAUAACUCCCUCAAAUUUGAACGCAAUUUUAUUUCUUUUGAACUCUAUCAAAAAUUUCCUUAGAGAAGACACAUUUCAGAAAAAAGUUUGUUGAUAUAUUUCAAGACGUAGUCAAGAGUUUGAAAUCUGGCAAAACUCGUUUUUCAAAUUUUCAUCCAGUCACUUUUGUAUAACUUCAAACACAACACAGCAACACGAGGUAUGCAAUUCGAAAAUAUGUGGAGUGGAAUCUGCGAUGAAAAAUCGGGAAACUGCUGUUGAAAUAUUUUAUCUAGAAACGUCACAAAACUUAUCUGAUCAGGCUAACUAUCUAAAUUUGAACCCUGUAGUAAAACAAAUUGUACAGAAGGAUUUAUAUAUUAUUUAGAGUGAACAAAAAGCCCAUCAUCUCCAAAUAAAAAAUUCUGGGUAAAUUUUCCAUAGACCUUCAAAGUUAUAAGUCUUUCAAAUGAGAACUAAUGAGUAUGUCUAGUUCGUUGCAACAGUUAACUGGUUAUUGCAAAUAAAAUUUUCAUUGUUUUCCAAAAAGUUCAUAAGCGCAAAUAUGAAAUAGUAGCCGAAAGUUAAAGCCUUUGUACUGAAUGACAUAAAAAAAAUAUUCGAAAAUGCUCGUUAUCCAGCAAAAUAUAUAGGGUGUCCCAUUUGAAAAUCGAAAGUUGGAGUCGUUUCCGGUCAAUCCGGAAGUACGUCAAAGCAAGCGAAUACAUAUGUCAAAAAUGUAAAUUCAUCUAUAAUAUGCAACCCCCAAAUUUCGUUUUCCCAAUGUUCAAUAAUAAAAACGUUAUAGCGGCCUACCUUGGAGAAUCACCCGGUAUAUAGUAAAUAUACAGCUGUUACAAAUUCUUAUAGAUGACGCAACGGUAUCUCGGAUACUUUUUUGAACGCGGGAAUAUAGAAUUAGGUUGACUAUCUUUCAGGAAUACGUUAAUCAAUGGCUAAACAUAGUGUUCUUCUAAAAGAAACUGAAAACUAAAACUAUUAUAUUUUUUUAAAUAGCUUCAAUGCUCAAUUUUGUUAAAAAAUAACAGGAAUAGAAAAAUCCCGAUUUUCGACCACGGUAAAAUUCAGUGCAUUUCCGGUACCCUUAUCACGCUCUGGAAGGGGUACGGUGAUUUUGCCAGACUUUGUGUUCAUAUUAUUUAAUCAUCGGUUACACAUACAUCUUUAUGUUCAGGUACAUACAUAUAGAAUAGUUACCAUAUGUUAAUUUGGACUUGCUUUGGUAAUAAAAUUAGACAUUGUAUUAGCACGUUUUAUUAAUUUUUUCGCUUAUACACAUGGAAAAAUAAAAC
This is a messenger RNA of Acanthoscelides obtectus, 4456 nucleotides long. The record is from the annotation of a GenBank genome assembly. NCBI's taxonomy places the organism in Eukaryota, Metazoa, Arthropoda, Insecta, Coleoptera, Chrysomelidae.